Tripterygium wilfordii is the source of this 891-nucleotide messenger RNA. RefSeq lists its product as uncharacterized. The record is from RefSeq and is a predicted model, not a curated record. Gene Ontology annotation, biological process: positive regulation of circadian rhythm; entrainment of circadian clock. The transcript has 3 exons. Bases 1 to 630 code for a protein of 209 amino acids. Lineage: Eukaryota; Viridiplantae; Streptophyta; Magnoliopsida; Celastrales; Celastraceae.
AUGGAUUCAGAGCAGGUUUCUAAAACACGUGUCAGUCGGGGCAUGGAAGGGCCUGGAUUUACAUCAGUAUUCCUUUCGACCUACAAAUCAAAGUUCUCCACGUCAUCAAAUUUUGUCCGUUUCUUCACUCCUCUGUCAUCAGAAGAUAUAAAUUCCAAAAUUCAGUCAAAAAAUCGAAAAAUUUGGUUCAUGUAUAUGUACGUCUUACCUGUGAAUUCUCAUCACCGGUGGAUUCUACCAUGGACGACACGCGUCACAAUGUCAAAACCACUGAACCUGUCCAAAACCGCGACGAACCACCACCUCCGCAAGCGGGAGAAGGAGAAGAAAGGAAACGGAGAAGACGACGCCGAGGAGUGUGACGUGGAGGCAUGGGACGCGCUGAGUAGCAGCUUCCGGCAGGUGCAGACCGUGCUAGAUCAUAAUAGGAAGCUGAUUCAGCAAGUGAACGAGAACCACCAGUCCAAGAUCGCGGAAAAUCUCGCCAAGAACGUUGACCUCAUACGAGAGAUCAACGGGAAUAUCUCGAAGGUGAUCUCGAUUUACUCUGAUUUAUCGGUCGAUUUCACUAAUAUCGUGCAGAAACGGAGUGGUGUCAAGGAUGGAAAAGACGACAGCGCUGAGACCUAAGUAAAUGAUCGAUCGAUCAUCGAUGAAUUUGAGUAAAUUUCGCCAACCCUUUUUAAUAUAAUAAGGUGUAGUUGAAUAGUGUUUGAGUCAGUUUGUUGCAGCCUUAAUGGAUUUGGCUGUGGUGGUUGAUUUACUGAGUCUUUAUGUGUUAUGUAUCUGUCGUAUGUGGAGAAACUGAUCGUUUGAAGUUCAAAUCCUUGUUGUUUUGGUGGUGAUUGUUAUGCUUCGAAUGAUAAUGAUAAUGAUUGCUUAUGUGGUGUU